Pundamilia nyererei is the source of this 3008-nucleotide messenger RNA. Its product is annotated as RNA binding protein fox-1 homolog 2-like. The coding region runs from base 810 to 2201 and encodes 463 amino acids. Gene Ontology annotation, cellular component: nucleus; cytoplasm. The record is from RefSeq and is a predicted model, not a curated record. Gene Ontology annotation, molecular function: mRNA binding. The transcript is spliced from 13 exons. Gene Ontology annotation, biological process: nervous system development; regulation of alternative mRNA splicing, via spliceosome. Lineage: Eukaryota; Metazoa; Chordata; Actinopteri; Cichliformes; Cichlidae.
UCAGACCAGCCCGCCUUACCUCACUCCCCCUGUCCGCGAGCCCGGUGUUUACGGGCAAAUCUGACCGCAGAUCAGCGCACUCGGGCUCCCUACACACUACGAGUUACACCAACUGGGACUGAGACCAGAGGAAAUCGUGUUCGUCGGUAGCCAAGGUACGCACGCCAAGACUCAUCCACAGCAGACCGAGGCGAGGGAACGGACAAGAAGGGAGAGAAUUCAAGGGGAAAGCUGGUAGGAACCACAGAGGAGUUCACUGCAAAAGAAAAAAAUCCCCACGCGUUUAGGGGCGAGAGGAGAGGGUGACUGGCUGGCCCCGCAGAAGGAGUAGUAUUACGCGAAGCUAAUUUCCAACAUUUUCUAUUCUUGGCAGCGAGAGUGCUCUCCGAGCCACAUUUAUAAAGAGAGCUAGCGGAAUGUAAUGCUAGCAGGCUAGCCGAUGUUAGCUAGCUAAUUAGCUUGUCAGGCAUCCGAGAGUCGGACGUGUGAUCUUUAUUAAAAUAGGACACUGUCGUCGUUUUUCUUUUUUCAGGGGGAAAAAAGACAGAGAGGGACAACUGUACUUAAUGUGCUUUGUGUUGGAUUCUGCCAUGGUUUUAAAGGGGUGUCUCGCAUAGCUAAGGCUAAGUUAGACAAUAAACAGUGCAAGCUUGUGUAUAUUGAUGAAAAUCCGUUCAAUAUUAUCUGUCUGGGAAAAGCCAAAUCCAUUGUGAAUAUCGAGCCGUGGACAAACCAAAAGGAGAAGGCAAAGGUAACAAAAGAAAAGAAAAAGCCAAAGAGACUUUUGACUGGUGACUGUCUCCCGUCCAAUGUUAAUGUCGACCGACGUUGCAUCUAUUAUGCUACCCGUUAGUCGGGGAAUAAUGGACCGGGAAAGGGACAUUGAUACAGCAGCCGGACCCCAUGCAAACGCGGCCGGGGGUCCAGCCGUGGUCCGAGGGAUGAAGAGAGGAGAUCCGGAGCCCGACGCUCAGACUGCCGCUGCCCUCACUGACUUGUCCGGAGCGGAGUGCAAAAGACCAAGGAUAGACGGGACCGGGAGUGUUGUCGGUGACAUUGGCCAGAACAAUGAGCCUUUAAAUCCCGGUUUCCAUGGAUACCAACCUCACAGUCAGGGCUCUCAGGAUUCGACAGGAGGACAGGAGGGUUUGGUGGCCCCACCCUUUACAGCAUUCCCACCUCCACCCCCUCCUCAAAACGGUCUACCGGGAACAGAGUUUGGCCCUGGGGCCAUGUUUGGUGCUGGAGGCCAAGGUGCAGCAGAGGUAGGGGCUGGUGCAAAUGGAGCCCCCACCUCCACCAACAACAACAGCAGCAAUAAGACAGAGGAGACGUCUCAGGGUGAGGCGGGUGUACAGUGCGGCGCAGGAGGCACAGGAGCGGGAGGCUCAGCAGGAGACUCGACAGAGGCCAAAGGGACCCCCAAACGCCUCCAUGUUUCAAACAUCCCCUUCCGCUUCCGGGACCCAGACCUCAGGCAGAUGUUUGGGCAAUUUGGGAAGAUCCUGGAUGUUGAGAUUAUUUUCAAUGAGAGGGGUUCAAAGGGUUUUGGCUUUGUGACAUUUGAGAACAGCGCAGACGCAGAGAAAGCCAGGGAAAAGCUCCACGGCACACUGGUGGAAGGUCGUAAGAUUGAGGUGAAUAACGCCACCGCCAGAGUGAUGACUAACAAGAAGAUGGUCAGCCCUUAUCCUAAUGGAGAAGCUCUCAGCACACUACCCUAUGCAGGGUGGAAGUUGAGUCCUGUGGUGGGAGCUAUGUAUGGACCAGAGAUCUACGCAGUUCCAGGGUUUCCCUACCCUACAGCAGCAGCAGCAGCAGCCACAACAGCGGCAGCGGCAUUUCGCGGUGCCCACCUCCGGGGCCGAGGCCGGCCCGUCUACAGUGCUGUGCGGGCCGCUGUGCCGCAGCCUGCCAUCCCUGCCUAUCCUGGACUAGUGUUUCAGGACUCAGUCCUUAGUCCCAGAUUGCCUCAGGGAGGCUACCCGGCUGCUGCUGCAGCCGCCGCCGCCGCUUAUCGCUACGCCCAGCCUGCAGCUGUAACCGGGGCAACCGCUGCAGCUGCUGCCUACAGUGACAGUUAUGGCCGGGUGUACACUACAGAUCCAUACCACGCUUUAGCUCCGGCGGCUGCUGCUUACGGCGUGGGAGCCAUGGCCAGUUUAUACCGGGCUGGAUACAGUAGGUUUGCUCCUUACUAAAACCACAAAUCACAUCCAAGGAAUUUCACUUUGGUCCAAAACCCUUUUUCAGGCUCUUUGCUUGGCAGGAGCUCCCCUACAUUUUUUUCUGCAGGCAGAUUAUAGCAACAACCCCUUUUAUUAUUUUCUUUUCCCUUUUUUUGUCUUGUGGCGAGAGAAGUCAUUGCCACAUCAUCAACUGAAACUCAGUUCCUGUACUUUUGUGUCCGUCACUGACAUGGAAACGAUGACAAAAACCCCCAAAACAAAAAAACUGCCAGGAGUGUAUCCCUUGUAUAAAGAGCUGGAGCAACAGGACACAGUUUGGGAUGCUUUUUUUGUUAGAUUUGUUUUUGUUUUUUUAAGAAAAACACUACAGGACCUGGAAGGAGACAGACUGCUGUUGUUCCUAUGACAUCCUGCACACUACAAAAUCUUUUUUUUUUUUUUUUUUUGGUCCCUAAAAAUAUCCAGACUUCCAGUUUAUCCACUGUCCUGUCAGAUCACACACACACUCUUACAUUAAACACCAAGUAUAGAUUCCUCUACACUUCCCUUUAGUGUCAGACUUCACUAAAUGAUACUAGAAAAAGGUACUUCUGUUUUUAAACACUACGUUGACAUAGAGCUGCUCCCCCCUACAUCCUUCUGAUGUUAGUAUCAUGUAAUACUGAAAAAAAAGAAAAGAAUCAAAUGCAGAGGAUGUAGGAGCUAUUCUUGUUUUUGCCACGCUGGAACAUCCAACUUUCAGCUGGAGGAAACUUCUGACAGAAACCACUUUUUUUGUUCUCUUAAUAACUUCGAACUUAUAUGGCAUGUCUAUUGGGG